UGCGCAUGCGUACAUCUCAGUCUGUCAGACCAGCAGUCAGUAAACAUGGCUGGUGUUGGAUUCCAGCGAUGGGCCAGAGCCCUCGCUAAGGGAAAAGGUUCUGGCAUUUCAGCCCUUUUGUCGGGAUGUAGAGCAGCCUCUGGUGGGACAAAAGACAGUCUACCUGGUCCAUACCCGAGGACUCCAGAGGAGAGAGCUGCAGCAGCAAAGAAAUACAAUUUGAGGGUUGAGGACUAUGAAGCAUAUCCCGACAAUGGCGAGGGCUUCGGUGACUAUCCAAAACUAACAGAUAGGUCUCAGCAUGAGAGAGACCCCUGGUACCAGUGGGACCACCCUGACCUGAGGAGGAACUGGGGAGAGCCAAUGCACUGGCAUUUUGACAUGUUCAUCAGGAACCGUGUGGAUACAUCUCCCAGCCCUGUGCAGUGGUCCACAAUGUGCAAACAACUGCUUGGUUUCAUUGGGUUCAUGUUGUUUAUGUUCUAUGUUGGAGAGAAGUUUCCAGCCUACCAACCUGCUGCUCCAAAGCAGUAUCCCUUCAAUGACCUGUACUUGGAAAAGGGCGGCGAUCCUGAUAAACAGCCAGAGGAAAUAAAACAUUAUGAAAUCUAAUGUCCAAAAUACAGUUCUACUUAUGUAUAUAUUUCUGUCAAGAAUAAAGACUAAUGUUAACAGUUAAACAUUUUGUCUACUGGGUUGUUAUUUCUUUAUGUGAAAAUAAAGGUAAUUUUGCAUCCCC
Molecule: messenger RNA, 739 nt
Organism: Melanotaenia boesemani (Boeseman's rainbowfish)
Lineage: Eukaryota; Metazoa; Chordata; Actinopteri; Atheriniformes; Melanotaeniidae
Gene: ndufb8
Product: NADH:ubiquinone oxidoreductase subunit B8
Exons: 5
Coding region: 46-612 (188 amino acids)
Biological process (GO): mitochondrial electron transport, NADH to ubiquinone
Cellular component (GO): mitochondrion
Source: RefSeq, a predicted model, not a curated record